AUGUCUAACCAAAAUCUCGUCCAUGUCAUCAAGAAGGAUGAACUCAACUCUCACAAGGCCUUAUCGAUACCUCGCGACAACGAGGCUCCUCUCAAACCAGGCCAUGUCCGAAUUCGCCCAGUUCUGGUCUGCUUAACAUACAACAAUCUCAGCUAUGCCCGCAUGGGCACAAUCAUGAAAUGGUGGUCAACCUAUCCCGUUCCCAAAAACCUUCCAGCACCAUACAACGACGAUACACAAUAUGGCAUCGUACCUUGCUGGGGCUAUGGCGAAGUCGUGGAGAGCCAGACCGAGGACUUCGAGCCAGGAAGAUUAAUCUUUGGGUACUGGCCUUUCUCCGACACGACUGCUGAUUAUAAGCUUGAGCAGGGUGAUGCCAAGGGUCAUUGGGACGAGCAGAGUGAGCAGAGGAAGGAGCUUAUGCAUGUCUACAAUCGAUAUGUCGCGAAGGGUACAGAAGUGAGGAUGAGCAAAGUCAGUGAAAAGGAAGUGAAUGAGAUGGCAAUGGAGGCCGUCUUUUUUGUGUGGGAGUGUGCGUACUUGCUGAAUCAAGUCGUGCUUGGACCGCCUUAUGUCCAUCCCUUUGGCGACAAGGGACCGCCGGGGCAGGUGUGGAGUGCCGAGCAAGGUGAUCUGGAGGGGGCGGUUGUUGUGAGCUUGUCUUCAGGAGGAAGGACGGCGCGCUCAUUCUUGUGUGAGCUGAUCAAUGCUCGACCGGAGGGUAAGCAUCCGCUUGGGUUGCUUGCUAUUACUGCCAAGCCAGACGACAAGGUGGUGGCUGCAGCACAGUAUCCGGCUCGAGCAGUCUCUUACGAUACGGCGACCAAGCAAGAGACCCUUGACUGGAUCGCUGAGCUCAAGCCGAAGAAAGUGGUCAUUUGUGAUUUCGGUGGCCGCGGCACAUCUUUGACGGAUCUGGACGAGGCAUUACAGCGUCAACUCCCAGGCGUGAGAGUGGUCAUUGUCGGUAUUGGGGCAGAAGCCAAGGUCGUCUCACCCCAAGACCUGAUGAAGAGCAUGGUGAAGAACAUGAAGAUGGAGAAUCGAUACCAGAUGAAUACUGGACCCGCCAGAGACGUGAUACUGGAGCGUAUGGGAGCUCAGGCGUAUUUCGACCAGAGAGAUCGAGCCUGGACAGACUUUGUCCGUCGUGGUACUCCUCAAGAUGUCAAGUUGAUUUGGGGUGGCAAAGAUGAUCUCGAAAGUGGCUGGGAGGCUGUCAGCAGUGGUGGACUUGCAUCUGACGCUGCCUUCGUAUACAAAUUGUGA
This is a messenger RNA of Recurvomyces mirabilis, 1269 nucleotides long. RefSeq lists its product as uncharacterized. The record is from RefSeq and is a predicted model, not a curated record. NCBI's taxonomy places the organism in Eukaryota, Fungi, Ascomycota, Dothideomycetes, Mycosphaerellales, Teratosphaeriaceae. The coding region runs from base 1 to 1269 and encodes 422 amino acids. The transcript has a single exon.